This is a messenger RNA of Medicago truncatula (barrel medic), 369 nucleotides long. RefSeq names its product non-specific lipid-transfer protein A. NCBI's taxonomy places the organism in Eukaryota, Viridiplantae, Streptophyta, Magnoliopsida, Fabales, Fabaceae. The record is from RefSeq and is a predicted model, not a curated record. The transcript has 2 exons. Bases 1 to 369 code for a protein of 122 amino acids. Gene Ontology annotation, biological process: lipid transport. Gene Ontology annotation, molecular function: lipid binding.
AUGGCGGGCAAGAAAUUUAUUUCUCUUUCUAUGCUUGUGAUGAUUUUAGGCAUGCUAGUAACAAAAUUUGAUGCUCGCCAAAUUGAUGACGUGAGCUGUACUUCGGCUCUUUUUUCGCUGUUGCCAUGUCUUCCUUUCUUGCAGGGUGUUGGCCCUGCUACACCAACUAGUUAUUGUUGUGCAGGAGCAAAUGAUUUAAAUCAAAAGGCUGACUCCACUCAGAGUCGGAGGGAUGUGUGCAACUGUCUCAAACCCGCUGCAUCAAGAUUCGGAGUUAAGUCUGAUAGAUCAACUCAACUACCAAAACUUUGCAACAUUACUCUCAAUGUCCCAUUUGAUCCAAGCGUCGAUUGCAACACGGUUCAAUGA